GUAUUAUUAUUAUUCUAUUUAUCACUUGAUCCAAUACAAUUAUUUAUAUUUCCAUCAAAUAACUACAAAACUAAACCCUCAAUUCUUGUCCUAUAAAUACUCCAAAAACUCCUCAUAAUUCUCACCAUCACAUCUUCUCUCUUACAAAAAAAUACCUAUUUUCCUAAACCUUAUUUUUUUUGUAAAAAAAACUCAUAAACCAAAAAAAUAAAAAUGGCAAGAGGAAAGCUAACAAAGCUAAUGAAGAAACUUUCAUUUGGUAAAACCAUACGUACAAACAACACGUUAUCAGCAUCAAAUUCCGAAGCCACCUCAUCGAGCUCGUUAGGCUCGGACAUCUCCUCGGAUACCUCCUCUACGACCACCCUACACCCGGUGUACGUAGGGAAGUCUAGAAGGCGGUAUCUCCUCCCUUCUGACGUCGUAGACCAUCACAUACUCCGGAAGCUCGCCGGAAAUUCUUCCGGCGACGAUGAGAUUACGGUGGAAGGAUGUGAAGUGGUGAUGUUUGAGCACUUGUUAUGGAUGUUAGAGAAUGCUGAUCCUAUGCCUGAGUCUUUGGAUGAACUUGUGGAUUUUUAUGCUUGUUGAAAAAAAAUUGAAUUUUUUUAUUAAUGGGCCUAUAAUUUGGGCUUGCAAUCAUGGGCUUUGGAUUCUGGGCCUGGUGAAUUGUAUUGGGAGUGUAUAGUAUUAGUGGGGGUAGUUUAGGAACUACUCCUUAAUUAAAAAAAGGUUUAGUAGUUUUAGAAUGGGUUUGGUUUAAAUGAGGAUUAUUGUUCAUUAAUCCCAUUAAAGCCAUCUCUCAACAAAAAAAAAAAAAAAAAAAAAAAAAAAAAAAAAAAAAAAAAAAAGGUACGAUGUACUAUUAUUUUCAUUUUUUGGGGCCCAAUUUAUAUAUGGAUUGUUUGCACAAAAUUAUUCUAUUGGAAUUACUAAUAUGUGCAACAUCAUUUGAGUAUUUUUAAUUUUUUUUAUCAAUAAUAUAGAUAUGAUCAAUUUAAUUAAAGUGUAAUUAAGUACGAAUUAUAUUCUAACUCUGUUUCUAUUUGAUCUUUAUAUACAUUUUGC
This is a messenger RNA of Chenopodium quinoa (quinoa), 1068 nucleotides long. RefSeq lists its product as uncharacterized. The transcript has a single exon. The record is from RefSeq and is a predicted model, not a curated record. Bases 214 to 591 code for a protein of 125 amino acids. Gene Ontology annotation, biological process: response to auxin. NCBI's taxonomy places the organism in Eukaryota, Viridiplantae, Streptophyta, Magnoliopsida, Caryophyllales, Amaranthaceae.